This is a messenger RNA of Eimeria acervulina, 7602 nucleotides long. Its product is annotated as RNA-binding protein, putative. The record is from RefSeq and is a predicted model, not a curated record. Bases 1 to 7602 code for a protein of 2533 amino acids. Lineage: Eukaryota; Apicomplexa; Conoidasida; Eucoccidiorida; Eimeriidae. The transcript has 12 exons.
AUGGGGGACGACGGACAAACCCCGAAAACUGCAGGCUUUAGGCAGCAGCAGCUGCAGCAGCAGCACCAGCACCAGCAGCAUGUUCAGCCGCAGCAGGCUGAGCAGCCGCCUAGUGAAGCUCUGCCGCCGCCGCCGCCGCAGCAGCAGCAGCAGCAGAAGGAUGAAGAUGAGCGAGACAGUAGCUGCCCUUCGUCUCCUGCAGGACAUCCGCAGCAGCUGCAACAACAAGAAGACCAAGCACGAGCAGCAGCAGCAGCAGAGCCUGUGGGGAGUAGCCCUGUUGUCUUGAGUGCUGCUGCUGCGCAUCAGUCCGAAGAAGCGGGACUUGAACAGACAGCAGCAGCAGCAAUGCGUGCUGCUGCUGCUGCUGCUGCUGCUGUAGUGCAUGCAGCUGCGGCUGCAGCUGUUGACGCAGCAGUUGCUGCUGCAAGCGCUGCUGGUGCUGAAGCAAAAGCGGAAGCAGCAACAGCAAGUGGGGAGGCCCAGCAGCUACCUGAGAUGAAGAGCUCUUCCCCCUACAGCAGCAGCAGCAGCAGCAGCAGCAGCAGCAGCCAUGAGACAACGGGGAGAGCCUCCCCUGCAGCACCGUCAGAAUGUGACUUAGGGCAGCUGGGCCUUUCAAACGAACCUGCUGCUAAUGCUGCUGCAGCUGCUGCUGCUGCACUUGCUGCUGCUGCUGAGGCGGCAGCAAGAGAGUCGCCUAACAGGGGCAGCAGCAACAGCAGCAGCGAGGGGGCUCUUGCUCCAUAUCUGAAUCAGUUGACGGCCCUGGCCCCCCCGCAGCAGCAGCAGCAGCUGCCUGUUGGCUGCGAGGAACACUUGACGGGGAAGCUCUCAAGGGAGGGCUUCUCUCCAGGCAGAACCCCGUAUGCAGCUGGCAGCGAGCAGCAGCAGCAGCAGCAGCUGCUGCUGCUGCCGCCGCCUGAAGGGGACACUGUAAGCAUUGGUACCUGUGAAUCCACGGAUGCGCAGCAGCAGCAGCAGCACCCGCAGCAGCAGCAACAGCAGCACCCGCAGCAGCAGCAACAGCAGCUUCAGCAGCUACAGCAGCAGCAGCAGCAGCAGCAGCUUGAGCUGCCCCAAUGUGGUGAGAGAAUGGAUGCGAUUGGCUGGGAGGGUGUGCCUCAGCAGCAUCAGCAGUUGCUGCUUCUGCAGGAGCAGCAGCAGCUGCUGAUGCUGCAGGAGCAGCAGCAGCAGCUGCUGCAGCCCUUGCGCUCGCCUCGAGACCCCUCCGCCCCCAUAGAAGAGCCGCCUUUUGCUGCUGCUGCCUUCGGGCAGCAGCUGCCGCAGCAAGACCAGCAGCAGCAGCAGCAGCAGCAGCAGCAACUCGCUUCGCAGGACAAUCCGGCGCAGAACGGCCCGGAGCGCCUGCAUGGCGCUGACAGCAGCAGCAGCAGCAGCAACAGCAGCAACAGCAACAGCAACGGUGGCGAGGAGUGCAGCAUGAAUGUGGAUGCGGAAGAGGGGGCUGCUGCUGCGCCGCAGCAGCUGCCGGCCUUAGCAGCACCUGCAUUUGCGAGUGUUCCCGAGCAGCAGCAGCAGCAGCAGCAGCAACAGCAGCAGCAGCAGCUCAUGCUGCAGCAGGGCCACUACCUGCAGCAGGAAGGGGCAGAUCCUCACGGCAGUACUUUAUGGGACUACGACAGCAGCAGCAGCAGCAGCAGCAGCAGCGCAACAUUCGAGCGACCGGUGCAGCAACAGCAACAGCAGCAGCAGCAGCAGCAGCAAGAGCAGCAGGAAGGCAUGCUGCUGCAGCAGCAGCAAGAAGAGUUCUUGAGGGAAGCAGAGGCCGUGGCAAAGCAGCCGCUGGCCUUCGAGUGUAUGGACACCGACUGCGGCCAGCAGCAACAACAGCAACAGCAGCAACAGCAGCAGCAGCAGCAGCAGCAAGAGCAGCCAGCUGAUGGCGCUGUGUCCUACGACACUGGCAGCAGCUCGGACGCGAGGACCGCUGCUGAGGAAGCUGAAGUUGAAGAGCUGCUGCAGUACUACGCGGCCCCUCGCCACUCCGACGGUCGAUAUCAUCACUUAAUUGCCCUAAUUUACCUUCACUUCUUAAGAGCGCAGCAGCAGCAGCACCAGCACCAGCACCAGCAGCAGCAGCAGAAGCAGCAGCAGCAGCGCAGAGGAGAGUGUGGAUGUAAGGCGGCAAACACCUGCUGCCGCCCUCGCAACAGCCGAUGCCGCAGCAACUGCAGCAACAGCAGCAGCAGCAGCAGUAGCAGCAGUAGUGGAUGGUCAGAGCCUUGGAUGCCUGCUGCUCAAGAGCAGCAGAAGACACUCGACGUACUGCAGCAGAAGCAGAAGAAGAUGAUACUGCUGCUGCAGAUCAGCAGGGCUGCUGCAGCAGCAGCGAACACCACCACCACCACCACCACCACCAGCAGCAGCAGCAGCAGCAGGACCCUUAUUCACCUGCCGCCAGUACGUGCGACAGUAGCAGCUGUAGCAGGCGUUGCAGCUGCAGCAGCCGCUGUCGAGGCAGCAACAGCAGCAGUUGCGGAUGUGGGUCUUGUUGCGGGUGCUGCUGCAGCAGCUGCAGCAGCAGCAGGUGCUGCUGCAGCGAGAACGAUGGUUGCUGCAGCAGCAGCCCGGUGCUGUUCACCUCACGUGAUGUCGCUCGCCGCUCUUAUACUGUAUAUGAUUUUCUUAUAUCUUGUCUUGGGGAUAACUCUUCUGUUUUUUUUGCUGCUGACUGUCCCCUUGCAUGCAUGCGUUUAUGCACAACAAGUGAAGCAACAUUUCGUAGCAAAGGAGCAGCAGCAGCAGCAGCAGCAGCAGGCAGCAGCUCUUCAGAUCAUCGAGACGCUUCCUUCGCAUGUUGUUGUUGCCUAUCCUGGGGAUACACCGCGCAGCAGCAGCAGCCGCAAUAGCAGCAGCAGCAGCAGCAGGGGGCAGCUGCAACAGCCUUUAGAAGAAGAGAGACACACCUUCUUAGGGCCUCACCAGCAUGACGCCUCUGUAGAUGCCGAUGCUGCAUCUUCUGCUGCUGCUGCUGCUGAAGAAGAAGAAGCAGCGGAAGCAGCAGCAGCAGAACUAGCUGUUCCGAGUGCUGCAGCAGCAGCAGCUGUAGGGGUUGAAUCUGUUGCGGCUCAGACGUGCGGAGCGAUCUCUCUGUCGGAGGUGCUGAGGCAUUUGCUGCUGUCUCUUUCUUUACCUUCUUCACAAGAGCUGUUGCUGCGAAUGACAGGCAGCAACAGCGCAUGCGUGGGGCCCAUAGGGGCCCCCGUGCUGCAGGCGUUGAUGGCAGGUUGCUGCUGGAGCUCCUUUGUUGCUGCACUGCUGCGGCAGCGAAACUACGAGAGACGCAGCAGCUUGCUGCUGCAGCUCGUCUCCCAGGGGGGAGUCUUCCACCCUGGCUCCGCAGCAGCCGUAGGCAGCAGCGGGAGCAGCAGCAGCAGCUCUGCUGCAGCAGCAGCAGCAGCGAGGGAGGCUGUCAGCAGCAACGUAUUCCCGCUGCUCUCUCCGACGCCGCCACUCGCAGAGGCCGUAGUUCUCGCGGGCUGCUAUCAGCAAGCUCUUUUUGCUGCAGCAGCAGCAGCAGCAGCGCUUGCUGCAGCAGCAGAUGCUGGUAUAGUAGCAAGUGCUGCAUCAGGUGCUCCAGCAACUGCUGCUGCAGCAGCAGCUGCUGCAGCAACUGCUGGAGCAGACGCGGGGGGCAUCGUGCUGCUGGUGGGCGCUGCCUUACUCGCGCUGCUAUCAGCAGCAAGGCGGAGCGGCUGCUGCUGCGGCGGGAGCUGCAGCAGCAGCAGCGGCAGCAGAAGCGGAAGCAGCAACACGGGGAUGGACAGCAGCAGCAUCAGCAGCAAGAGAGAAGCAACGCGCAUGCAUCUGCUGCAGCAGCAGGACCCUCAGGCUGGAGAACGAAGGCGCCACGAGGCAGCAGCGGCAGAGGCAGCAGGCGGGGAGUCUCUGUAUCAAGCGCGCUGGUUUAGGGUUUCUCUCUUGCGGUUUUGCAGCAGCACCAGCUCCAUCUCUUCCCCAGGGCGGCUGCUGAUGGGCAGGGAGACAGCAGCAAACAACGCCUCUGAGCAGAGGCAGCAGCAACUGCAGCAGCAGCAACAGCAGCAGCAGCAGCAAGGGCAGCAGCCUUUCGGGUCGAUGCCCACUGAGGAAAUGCUGCAUGAUACGCAGCAGCUGCCUUAUACAGAGUCUGGCAGCGCUGCUGCUGCUGCAGCAGCUGCUGCUGCUGGGAGUCGCCCUGGGUUCAGUACUCCUGAGACGCGCCCUUCCAGCAGGCAGGCAAGCAACAGCAACAACAACAGCAGCAGCAGCAGCAGCAGGCAGCAAGGGCAUGCGCAGCAGCAUGGAAUGCAUCGCAUGCAUGCAGAAGUUCGGCGGCACCGACGGCAGCAGCAGCGGCUUGCGGUGUAUAGGGAGCGCUUCCCUCACUUGGUUUACUCCGACACUGAGGUUACGAGUACAACUCCUUUCUGCUGCUGCUCAGCAGCAGCAGCAGCAGCAGCAGCAGCAGCAGAUGCAGCAGCAGCAGCAGCAGCGGAUGCAGCAGCAGCGGAUGCUGCAGCAGCAGGCAGCAGCCAUCCGUGGGCGCCAAAUGCAGCAGCAGCAGAAGCUGCUAGCUGGGGCUGGGGGGGAGGGGGGCCCCCUACUGUGGGGCCCCCGUACCCUCUGCACUUUCACUUGUGGGCGCUGCAUCUCAAAAGGCGGCAGCAGCAGCAGCAGCAAAAAGCUGCUGUUGCUGCUGCUGCGGCUGCUGCGGCUGCUCGCAGACGCGGCUCCGCCUGGGCCUCUCCUGCAGCAGGCAGCGGGUCGCUGCAUCAACGAACGCAGCGGCGUCACCAUCAAGCAGCAGCAGCACCAGCAGCAGCAGCAACAGCAGCAGCACCAGCAGCACCAGCAGCAGCAGCUGCUGCUGGAGAAAUGCGCGAAGAGCCCGAGUGGGGCCCCAGUACUGCUAAGCGGCCCCUCCCUUGCGGCGGCAGCCUCGAAGGAGAAGAGAUUAUCUUCUUUACUUCUGCUGCUGCUUCGGCUGCUGCUGCUGCUGGGGACGCUGCCGCAGGAGCUGGAGAAGGCAGUGCAGCAGACGUAUCCACGCCAGGCAGCAGCAGCAGCAGCAGCAGCAGCAGCAGCAGCAACAUGGCCUGCGAGGGCGCCGAGUCGCCGCCAAGCCCGGAGGGUUUGCAUCCUCCUUUGCUUGAACAAGGGCCUACAGCAGCAGCAGCAGCAGCAGCAGCAGCAGCAGAACAGUGGCACAGCGGUUUGGAGGAGUGUAUGGAGGAGGAGCAGCAGCAGCAGCAUUCAGCGUACUGCUCUGAGGGCGUGAAGCCUUCUGGUGUCUCCUCGCCUCCUUUUGUCUCCGUUGCAUCAGCUGCUGCUGCUGCUUCUGCUGCUGCUGGUUUAGCAGCAGCAGCAGGAGAAGGUAGUGUUGCUGCUGCUGGAGUACCUGGGGUUGAGGAGGGUGUUGUCUCUUGCUGCAGCAGAAUGCGUCGGAGACGUCAGAACCACAGCAGCAGGAGCAGCAGGAGCAGCAGCAGCAGCAGCAGCAUGGGACGGCGGCAUAAAAAUUGUGCAUGCAGUAUGGAGGAGGGUGUGGGGCUGCCUUUGUGGUGUCUCUACGCUGCUUCUCUUCCUUCUUCGUCUAUUCAUCCUUCUCUUUUUGUCUCUCUUGAAGAGUAUGUCCCUUUCUUUCUGUGGAUGCAACAGAAGCUGCAGGAAGGGACAACAGAUAUGGCUGAGGUGUACAGCGACCCUACGAUGGAGAUGGAGCAGCACAAAUUAUUUCUUCAAGAGACAUUUGUUUCUUCUGGUUUUGUUGCUGCUGCAGUUCAGGCGUUGGAUGCGGGUAGCGAAUCAACGCAGCGAUGUUUAUUAGAAGACUGCCGCCUCCUCGAUCGCCUUGAUGCUGCUGUUUGUGAAUAUAGAAAUAAGCAAACGCAGCUUAAAAGGCCUCCAUCUGAGGGCUUGGGGGCGAUCGUAGACCUGCUUAUACACCUCAGCCUCCUCGUGCAGCUUGAAGGCAGUGCAGCUUCUUUCUGCCCUUCUUCGCCUUCUUCUGGUGUUACAACACCACGCUUAGGUCCCUGUACACCCCGCAGCAACAGCCAGCAGCAGCAGCAGCAGCAGCAGCAGCAGCAUGCACUCACCCUGAAGCUCUUCUCCCCACGCAGCGGUGCAUUUGAUCCCGCCAAUCCGCAGGCCGCCGCUGCUGCUGCUGCUGCUGCUGCAGCAGCAGCAGCAAACCCGACAACCGCUGCUGCGACUGUCUCACCCGCUGCACUGCUGCACUCAUUGCUUCCCCCUAUUCCUAUACUACCGCCAGGAGCAGCAGCAACACCAACAGAACCACUGGCUCCUGCUGCUGCUGCUACUGCUGCGGCUGCUGCUCCUGCUGCUGCUGCUGCUGCGCCGGGGGCAACCAGGUCGGGGCUGCUGUCUCCGGAAGCAGCACACGGCUCUUUACGAUUUUCAUUUCCUGCAGCAGCCCACACUCGCCUUUCUACGCAAGACGAGCAGCAACAGCAGCAGCAAGUCCAGCAGCAGCAGCAGCAGCAGCAGGAAGGCAAUGAAGCGUUUGCUGCUGCAGAAGUAAAGCAGCAACCUAGCGGGCCUUCUUCACCUGAUGCAGCAGCAAACGAUUCUUCGCCCCAGCAGGAGACUGCAGCUGCGGAGGACAGAGGAGACAUUAGCAGCAGCAACAGCAGCAGCACCAGCAGAGAUUCCUUACCCUCUCAGCAGCAGCAGCAGCAGCAGCAGCAGCUUGCCUCGGAUUCUGUUAACUCCGCUGUUGGGAUGAUGGCCUUUUGGGGUUCGGAAGGAGGGAAUCCUUCAGAUCCUCGCAGCAGCAGCAGCAGCAGCAGCAGCAGCAGCGAUGGCCCCUCCGUGGCCUCGCCACCUGUAGCAGCAACAGCAGCAGCAGCAGCAGCAGCAGCAGCAGUGCGAGUUGUUCAGGAGCCGGUUUGUGGGGUUUCAGUUGUGGUGAGAGGAUGCGAAGGGCUGCAGCCGAUGGACAUCGACUACGCACACUUCUCCCCCCCCAACUCCCCAUCUGCUGCAGAGCAAACAGCAGAAGCCGCGCCCACCUCUGCUGCUGGGCCCCACACACCCAACAGCGAAGAAAACCCCAGCAGCAGCAGCAGCAGCAGCAAUAGUUCUGCGUUACCGGAGAGUCCGCAGCGUUUGUCUCCUCCAGACGUAGCAGCAGCAGCAGUAGCAGCAGCAACAGCAGCAGCAGCAACAGCAGCAGCAGCAGGUAGUGAUGAGCAGGCCUUCGUUGGCUUUUCAGCAGGUGCAGGUGCUUUAAGAAGGAGAGGGGUAGAGAGCUCUUCUGUCUCCUUCUCUAUGAUGGAGGAGAGCGACAGCAGCAGCAGCAGCAGCGAGGGCAGCAGCAGCGACAGCAGCAGCAGCAGCGAGGGCAGCAGUAGCGGCCGCAGCAGCAGCGGCCGCAGCAGCGGCAGCCGCAGCAGCAGCAGCAGCAACAGCAGCAGCAGCAGCAGCAGCAGCAGCAGCGAGAGGGAGGACCCUUCUUCAAGAGAUGCAACGCAGCAGCAAAGAGGGGGCCCCUGCGGUGCCUCUCUAAAUUUUGUCUCUGAGUUUUUACUCAAGUCUAAGAAAUGGCAGCGACUUCAGCGCUUUCUCGCGUAA